This is a messenger RNA of Rhizophagus irregularis DAOM 181602=DAOM 197198, 603 nucleotides long. NCBI's taxonomy places the organism in Eukaryota, Fungi, Glomeromycota, Glomeromycetes, Glomerales, Glomeraceae. The record is from RefSeq and is a predicted model, not a curated record.
AUGAUGCAAGACAUAUCAAACCUAUUAGUAUUUGAUAUUGAUAAUGAUAACAAUACAAACUAUAUAGAUACUUUUUUCCUUCAAUUUUCUAUUCAAGAUUUGUGCGACUUUCUUAAUAAUAAUGAUCAGCUUAACGGUCAAAUAAAUUAUUCAAAAGACCUGGAGUCAACAAUAAUUAAUAAAAAUCAAGAAAACUAUAAUGAUAAAAAUUCUUCUGUUCGAUCUUCAUAUAACUUCAGUUCUAGUGACGAAUUUAGAAAUGAUCAUUAUCAGCAUCAUGAUGUUACUGCUCAGCAUUCUUUUGAUGAUAUUGAAUUACCUGAUAGUUCAGAAGAAACAGAAGAAUAUUUGGAGACUAGUCAAAAGAAUGGAAAAAUAAUGCGUCAUAUUUCUUAUGAAUGUUCAAGAUCAGGCAAUCACAAUUCACAAGUAUCUUCUGAUCUAACUAAGAGACGAAAUGCAACUUCACAACGUACGCAAUGUCCAUGGAAACUUAAUGUUGCUUGUCCUAAGACAAAUAAUGUUGUUAAAAUUAAUUCAUUUGUUGAUAAUCAUAACCAUAUUUUUACUUCAAAUAUACAAGAAAUGGCUCCAAGAUUUUGA